CUUUGGACUUUGUUGACGUGUUCCAAGUUUCCAAAAGUCAGUUAGUUCAUGGUUUCUGCUUUGCCGGAUGGCGUGUCGCUAACUUCAACGCAGUCCUCGCCUCAGGCCCCACCUACCUAUCCUCACGAUGGACUGGAUGGAAGGAUUUCUACUUCUGAUAUGUCUGGUAUUGGUGGCGGUCACGGUGGUGGUAAUCUUCGUCAUCAGCCGCAGUCAAGCCUUGGCCGACGUGCCCGUUUACGAAGGUGAAAAUGUCUAUCUGGACCCGAAAGCUGGCGAAUGGCACCGAUUUGACGAUAUACCCUGUGCCCUCAUUGUUCCGGGAACCAUCGAUCUGUCCGUCAUUGUACCCGCUUACAACGAGGAGAACCGUCUCAAUGCCAUGAUGGACGAAGCCACGCAAUACCUGGAUGCCCGGCAGAAGGCGCAAAAGUCGUUCCAACCUUGGGUCGCAAAUGGUCCAGCAAGCUCGGUCCGGACAAGGUCCGAGUACUGACCUUGGCCAGGAACCGGGGCAAAGGCGGGGCCGUUCGUAUGGGCAUGUUUCGUUGUCGGGGUCGGCGAUGUCUGUUCGCAGAUGCCGAUGGAGCCACGCAGUUCAGCGAGCUUGAGAAGCUGGAGUCCAAGUUGAGCGCCAUCCAGAGCGCCCACGAGGGCGAUGGUAUCGUUUGCGGGUCGAGAGCGCACAUGGAGAAGGACUCAAUCGCGACGCGGUCCUUGUUCCGAACGGUAUUAAUGCACGGGUUCCACGUGUGCGUGUGGUUCUUUGGCUGUCAGUCCAUCAAGGACACGCAAUGCGGCUUCAAGCUGAUGACCCGCAGUACGGCUUGUGAUCUGUUCCGCUCGCUGCACAUCGAGCGAUGGGCUUUUGACGUGGAGUUGCUCAAGAUUGCCGAGAUGUUGAAGAUUCCCACGGCAGAGGUCCCGGUGAGAUGGACCGAGAUUGACGGGUCCAAGUUGGAUCCCAUUUCGGCUUCGGUGCAAAUGUUUUACGAUUUGUUUGCCUUGUGGCUUCGGUAUCGAUUGGGAGCUUGGAAAAUCGCCAAGAGGCACACCAAGUGAUUGGGGAAAACGGUUGUGAGCACAUUACCAGACGGUGACGAAUCUUGGUUUUUUUUUUAAAGAGUUCCCCAUGGACUUUGAAUGAGAAAUGAGGCCUUUAGAUAUUUUGAAAGCGAAUUCUGACAAAGUCUGAUGGCUUAGAGCUCUGAAUUAUCGCAUUUGGCACAACCCUUGAAAGUCACAAUGAAUCGUAUUUUGUUAUGGUGCGGUUUUGUAUUUAUCACGUUUGUUAUUCAGAAAUAAAGACAAAUUAAUAAAGGUU
Molecule: messenger RNA, 1324 nt
Organism: Tigriopus californicus
Lineage: Eukaryota; Metazoa; Arthropoda; Copepoda; Harpacticoida; Harpacticidae
Gene: wol
Product: dolichyl-phosphate beta-glucosyltransferase-like
Cellular component (GO): endoplasmic reticulum membrane
Source: RefSeq, a predicted model, not a curated record